Messenger RNA from Helianthus annuus (common sunflower), 582 nucleotides. RefSeq lists its product as uncharacterized. The record is from RefSeq and is a predicted model, not a curated record. The transcript has 2 exons. Lineage: Eukaryota; Viridiplantae; Streptophyta; Magnoliopsida; Asterales; Asteraceae. Bases 83 to 376 code for a protein of 97 amino acids.
UAUUAAUCUAUAAACUAUUCUUUCAUUUUGCGUUUUACAUCCUUUCGAUUUCCAGCACAAACGAAACCCUAAAUCGGCAUCCAUGGCGUUGAACACAGGAUUGAGAUCAUUAUCCUCCAAAUUACUCGUUUCUGUCGACUCAUCUCUCGCUAAAUCUGCUCAAAGAGGGUUUCACUCGACGGGGGCUAAGAGAAUGGGCGGACAUGGUGGUCAUGAUGAGCCAGCUUACUUGCAUUCGAAACACAUGUACAACUUGGACAGGAUGAAAAAUCAGAAACUGACGAUGACUCUUGGCGUUUUCACUGCUUUCAGCAUCGGUGUCGGGGUCCCAAUCUAUGCUGUUAUCUUCCAGCAAAAGAAAACUGCAUCUGGUUAAGCAAAGCUUCUUUUGGUGUCACUGUUUUUAAUCCCAAUAAUGCAAAAACUUAUGAAAGAAUUAUGUUUCACCUUUGAAAUUGUUUUUGUAGCAUUGGCCAUUGGUCAUGCAAACAAAUGAAAAUUGUUAUUUGUUCUCUUGGUAAAAGCUUUUUGUCUGAUAUAUUAGUUGUAAAAUCAUUGUCUGAUUAAUAUCUAAUCUCUUUA